Symsagittifera roscoffensis is the source of this 1465-nucleotide messenger RNA. Its product is annotated as ras-related protein Rab-9A-like. NCBI's taxonomy places the organism in Eukaryota, Metazoa, Xenacoelomorpha, Acoela, Convolutidae. Gene Ontology annotation, cellular component: late endosome; phagocytic vesicle; lysosome. Gene Ontology annotation, biological process: phagosome-lysosome fusion. The record is from RefSeq and is a predicted model, not a curated record. The transcript is spliced from 3 exons. Gene Ontology annotation, molecular function: GTP binding; GTPase activity. Bases 674 to 1396 code for a protein of 240 amino acids.
CGGCAAAAAUGAACAGACGGACGAUGGUCGAAAAAAAAACUGAAGAAUUCUAGUUAAACAAAAAGAGCUCCUGGACCGGAAAUAAAACCCCUGACCUUUGUCGGGACUAAUUUUUACGUUACUUCUACACCAGAUGCACUGAACGGUAGACUAAAUUUGACUUUUUUUGAAAGCAAGUUGAAACAACUGUAACAAUUGAAACGAAAAAGUAUUAAAAAAGUUAAAAGUAAGCCGACAAAAGUUGGGACGAAAUUCAUGAAACCGACAAAAAAGCCAUGUAAUUCUGAAUAAAUUCCCAGCAUCAUGCAUAACAUACAUUGCACCCAGUAAAUAAAUUUGAAUUUUCAUGAAAUUGAGCAUAUCAGAAACAUAUCAGCAUAGUCAGUAGCGUAGCGACAAGUGAUUAAAAUGAUUUUUUGUUACACUAGUUGUUAACACGAAAAAGUCUAUAUUCUGAUUUGAUAACGCUUGCUAAUCGAACGCGUAAUAAAAACAAAAGAUUUUUUUGUAGUAUAAUUUAUAUUGUAAAUGCAUCUGCUAUCACCAUUUUAUUUGUUACCAUCACCAUACAUGCAACGAGAUCUUUUUCUUAUCAUCAAUUCUAAGCCGUUUUAACAAAUAAGCAAAACGAGAACUGCGUUUGAGUAAAAAUUGCUGUUAUAAAAAUUAGAAAAUGCCUGAAAAAGCAAAAGUACAUGUGAGUUAUGGACCAUACAUGAACUGUCUGGGCCAGCUUAUUUACGAGCCAGCGAGACUGAAUGGCCUGCGAACUAUUCUGGAAGGGAGUGAACACGAAAUAUUCUACCACAAGAGCGAAAAUUUGAACGAACUUUCAGUCCACGUGAACGGAGAACAAGUCUACGAAGGGAGCGUGAAAAACCUCGAUUUCAAUGAGUUUGACGAUCGAUAUGUGGCGACACAGGCUUUUGACUUCAUCACUCAACCCAUACAGAGAGGAGGAAAGCGUUAUGACCUGCAUAUAUGGACCCUCAGUGGCCAGGCAUGCAAGUAUCCCUCGUCGGUGCCGCCGAUCAACUUCAGAGGCUCAGAUGCUAUAAUCUGUGUGUUCGCAGUUGAUGACGAGAUGACGAUGAGUGUUCUGGAUAUUUGGAAAAAGAAGGCCCUUGAGGUAGUCCACCCGGACGUUCCUUUCAUUCUAGUUGCCAACAAGUGCGACAAGAGACGCAUGGAUGAACGGGACAUUCGCAAUAUGGCGGAUCAAAAUGGCUACUAUUCCUGGUUCCAGACAUCCGCUCAAACUGGCAAAAACGUCUCGGAGCUCUUCGAAGGAGUGGCGGAUAUAUUAAUAACGGAAUCAAGAAUAUCUAGCCAUAAACGCUCCAUAAUAAACUUGGAGCCUCCUCGAAAAAAGAAGAAAUGUGUGUGUGCUAAAUAAAAGUAUCUGUAGAUAAGAGUCAAAAAAUUUAAUUCUAGCUCUUGAAUAUCCCUUAAUAUUUAUCAAAUC